GAGGGCGCCCUAGGUUGGCUCAGGAGUAGGGAAUGGGUUUUUUUUCCUUAGCUGUCCAAGCUGCAACUGGCUUACAUGGUUUCACGGUUAAAGCAUCAUCCCAGGGAAGGUAUCGUAGGAGAAAAAAAACUAACUUGAGGUUCCUGAGGUGGAAAAAAUUGUGCCUCGGCCUUUGGGUCCGGAGAGUCGUGCCUCUUCCAUCCUUUACUUAAAUAACUAAACCAGAAUUGUUAUGUCUGGUUUAUGGAAAAAAGAAAAUUAAUCCCGUUUGUAGAGUUGAGACUUGUUUGAGGUCGCAGAGUCCUGGGGGAAAUGCCUGUCUCUGGCUUAAGAGGUAGGCAGGUGGGGUGAAAACGGAACCGCGCCGAGUGGCACACUUCCCGGUUUCCCGCAGUUUUCUGUUCCGCGUCCUUGCUGUGAGGAAAGAACCUGGAUGCUGAAGCCCGUGAAAUUUUGGUUCCAGACCCUAGAAUGCUGUGGCAGAGAGCUAGGGAGUGAGUCAUCAAAAGCCCAGGGAAGAGCCUAAGAGGGUUUUAGCUUAGUGCCUAUAACGUGAGGGCACGUCGGUAGGCACUUCAGGGUUAGUUAUGUAAAUUAUAUUGAUACAUGGCAAAUGAAAGCGAUGGGUUGGUACCCUUGGAGACCUCCAGGCUUGAUUUAACUGAUCUGAAAGGCUGUGUGGACAGAGUAAAUGAGGGCUCGAGGGACUGGGAGUUGUUCCUGCAGCCAACUGGUAAUUAAAGAACGGAAGUUUGGAUAGAGUAUAGAAUGGCAGCCGGAAAGUUUUCAUCAUCUUCCUCGGAACUAGAAGCUCUGGAGACCGAGGACUUACGGAUUAGAAAACCAAAAAUGAAGAGACCUCUUUGUCACGGAGUCCAGAUGUCUAAGAAGACAUAUGUAAUACGCUGAUGCUUCCUACCUGAGAGUAUGAUUUGAGUCUGGAUGAAAUGAGAGCUUUGACAUUUCAGAGAGUGAUGGUUACCAUGGGUCUGCCUCUGAUAAAACGUACAAUUCAGGAUCAGGCAGAGAAAACAACGAAUUUUGUCAGUCGGAGCCUGGUCAUAGGAGAAGUCCUCUUAGCAGACAUGGCCCCAGGAGUAAAGUGUGGAAUAAUUUGCUGGCUAUUUGGUGGUACCAUCAGGAAGCUCGGAAGCCCAGCACGUGUAGCUAAGUGGCUUCAGCCACUCCAGGAGCAGAAAUACACGGGGAUGUUUGCAGUGACCGAGAGGGGCCACAGGAGCAACGUGAGAGGGAUCCGGACAGAAGCCACCUUUGACCUCUCUGCACAGGAGUUUGUAAUCGACACACCGUGCGAAAAUGCUGAGAAGAUGUACAUUGGAAACGCCAUGUACAGGAAUUAUGCAGCAGUCUUGGCCCAGCUCAUCAUAAAUGGAAGAUCUCAAGGGCCCCACUGUUUCAUCGUUCCUGUCCGCGAUGAAAAUGGAAGCAUGUACCCAGGAGUGACAGCUAUUGGUAUGAUGUAUAAAGAAGGUCUGCAUGGUGUUGAUACCGGGAUUCUGAGAUUUGACAAGGUUCGGAUACCAAGGGAGAAGCUGCUGGGUAAGUUUGGUUCUGUGGCUCCAGGUGGGCAGUACCACUCCCCCAUUAAGGACAAGAGUGCAAGAUUCAAUGCCACGUUGGCGGUGCUGACCCCUUCGAGACUGGCUGAUUUCCAAGCUACAGGCUCUAUGAAGCUUGGGUUGACGAUAGCCAUUCGCUAUAGCCACAGCCAGAGGCAGUUUGGGCCCAAAGCCAAGGAAGAGGUCAAGAUUAUUGAGCACCAAACACAGACCCUGCGGCUGAUGCCUCACCUGGCUACGGCCUUGGCCCUGUCCUUCGCCAACAGGUAUGCCGGCAUCCUUCUGGACGAGGAUGUCUUCCGAGGUUAGGAGCUUGUCGGCAGUCGCCCGCUGCACGUGCUGGUGGCAGGGCUGAAGGCCUACAGUACCUGGGAGAACAUCGGCUACCUGCAGGACGGCCGAGAGUGCACCGGAGGCCUGGUUGUGGUUCAGGAACUGCUGGCUCAGUACACCAAGCAGUAUGAAGAAAGACCCAUCUCUAGCCUGCUCCAAAACUGGACGGAAUCAGGGGGUGACAAGCUGAGAACCAGUUUCCUGGCGUUUAACAUGGACACAGUCGGUAAUCUCGCCUUUCUGUUGAAAGCAGUCAGUUUUCAUGGAAGGGUUCUUCAGCGGGGUUUGGUGGCCUGGAUUUAUUAUAAGGUGACGACCGAGAACGAAGACUUUUCCAGUGCCGGGAACUCAUGUCUUCACCACGUCACCUGCCUGGCACACAUUCACAGAGUGACUUUAGAGCAGUUCUCCCUGCCCGGGAGGAGCUGUCCUGAAGAGGACCAGGCUUUGUUAAAAAAGUUUUGUCUGCUAUAUGGAACCAAACUGAUGUUCCAGGAGCAAGCCUGGUAUCUAGAACAUAAAUAUUUGACUCCCUUGGCCAGCAUGAAGAUUAGGCGUCAGUUGCUCUAUUUGUGCAACUCACGGAAGGAUGAUGCCCUGAGGGUGAUCUCCGCCUUUAAUAUCCACGCACCAAUCGCUGGAAUCGCCAACCCGAUGGCCUCCUGGGCCUUCUACCCAGCACCGCAGCAUCCCCUGGCCCGGGAAGGAGCGCGGUCUCCGCGGCCCAAGCUGGGAGCCAACUUAUAG
This is a messenger RNA of Lagenorhynchus albirostris (white-beaked dolphin), 2660 nucleotides long. It is a transcript of the gene ACOXL, whose product is annotated as acyl-CoA oxidase like. Gene Ontology annotation, biological process: fatty acid beta-oxidation using acyl-CoA oxidase; lipid homeostasis. The record is from RefSeq and is a predicted model, not a curated record. Gene Ontology annotation, cellular component: peroxisome. Lineage: Eukaryota; Metazoa; Chordata; Mammalia; Artiodactyla; Delphinidae. Gene Ontology annotation, molecular function: acyl-CoA oxidase activity; fatty acid binding; FAD binding.